AUGUCGGGAAGAAACCCAUUAGCAGCAUCAGUUUCUCUGCCUGUAUCUUCUAAAAGUACUGUUGUUGAAUUUCCACAACCUGUUAAAGGAAAUCCAACUAUAAUCAGUGUCGAUCAGCUGUCAGCGUUAAGCCAGUCUAAUGUCUUAUCAUUAGCAACUAUUCAUAAGCAUUUGAAUACAGGGAAGGUUUAUGGGCCAAGUUAUGCAGUUAUUAUACCGUCUGAUCUACUCGAUCAACGUUCUUCUAUUUCGAACGUACGGGUGGAAAAACUAGAAAACUGCCUCAACAGACCGAUAAGAAGCAAUUCUUUAUAG
Enterobius vermicularis (human pinworm) is the source of this 315-nucleotide messenger RNA. The record is from the annotation of a GenBank genome assembly. Lineage: Eukaryota; Metazoa; Nematoda; Chromadorea; Rhabditida; Oxyuridae.